Molecule: messenger RNA, 3654 nt
Organism: Aethina tumida (small hive beetle)
Lineage: Eukaryota; Metazoa; Arthropoda; Insecta; Coleoptera; Nitidulidae
Product: putative inorganic phosphate cotransporter
Exons: 5
Coding region: 1795-3408 (537 amino acids)
Biological process (GO): transmembrane transport; monoatomic anion transport
Cellular component (GO): membrane
Molecular function (GO): transmembrane transporter activity
Source: RefSeq, a predicted model, not a curated record
UUUGUGACAAAGGUUCGAAAAUGUUUCAACAAAAUUUAUUGAUAAUUUUAAUCUUGAUCAUUAUACAACAUUUCAUAGAUAAAGCAAUAAUGUGAAUAAUUUGUUGUUGAUUUGUUGUCAAUUUUUAUGAAACUUUGAUCAAUAAAAGUAAUUGAGUAGAUAAUUAAUCGAACAAUACAGUCCAACAAUUAACAGGAAGCUUAAUUAAGUGCAUUAUUCCAUUUGUGACAAAGAUAAAUUUGAAUAUUUUUUAUUUUGCUUUUACCCCCAUACUUAUCUAUAGAUAUCUAUUUUCUUAAAUUUAAAUCUUAUGAUAGAGUUUUCCUGUUUCAAUACAUGUUAUUAUUCACCUUGUCGAUUUCCAUUUCACUAUACACUAUUGAGUUAGUUACGUGAAUUUAAUUUCCUUUAAUCAUAAAUAAUACACCGCGUUAUUAAUUUAAAUUAUAACCGUUGGUAUAAUUAAAAUGAUUAAAGCAGAAAUAUCUUUAUUAAUGGUGUUUUUUGAAGCGGAUUAUUAUCUUUCAAUGAGUUAUUUUUCAAUGAUAAUACCUUUUGUCCGAUUCUUAGGAAAUAGUUUCGUUUUGCAAUCUAAUUAUUGAUAGAAUUUUCUGUUAAUUGUUCAGCAAAUUGUUGAAAUCAUUCAACGAAAAUGUUAUCAGUGUUAAUUGUUCUCCUAUCUGUUUUCACGAAUAACCCACCUGAAGGCCAAAAUCGAAAAAAUUAAAAAAGAUGUACUAUUUACAAUGUUCGUCAUUGAAAACAAGUUAAUCAAACACAGUGUCAUUGAAGCUAUCAAACAAAUCAAAUUCAAUGAACUGAAAAAUCUACUUCGUAUUAAAUCGUAAAUUUUUUCCCAAGUGCAAUUAAUUACAGGUAAAUCGUGUCCUCAAUUGUCUGCAAACUCUGAUCGGUUCAUUGAUCACAGACUCGAUUCAAUAACACCGUUUCCUGCGAGCUUUUGUUGAUUCGCGCACACAAUACCGGUAAAAGUGUAUUUCUGAUGGAAAAUUUAAAAAUUUCACCUCACCCAUUGUUGGAUUAAAUCAGGCUUAUCAACAGAAAGAUUGCACGUGUUGAGUGUGAUUGACUCGAUAGCAAAUACAUAUUUGAAGCGUUAUUCAACAAUUCAUAAAGGCUGUUAUUAAUAGCCGGAAGAAAGUAGUUGAAUUUUAAAAUGCUUACCUGAUGCGAAUGCAUUACAGGUUUAAUCGCAUUUUGUGACCAUUAAAAUUAUGACACUGUAAUUGAUUAAUUUUUUGUUAUCUGACAAAUUUUUAAAUCGAUUGAUUAUCGCGAAAUAAUGUCAAAAAUAUUUGGAUAUACUUCAUUUAUUUAGAAUACUAAUUGUUGUGUUUUCAUUUCAUUUUUAUUUUCUUUUAAUAAUACUAUUGUGUGUUGAAACUCCACUUUUCUUAUUUAUAUUUGAUAACAUUUUUACUCAUUUUUGGCAAUAUUUAAAAAUGUUUUCACCUGGAAAUAACAAAUUUGUUUAUUUGUUUCAUACAACUUUCAAUUAUCCAACAAUUUCCAUAAAAAUCGAAUCGACUCACAUGUUUUCUAUUAACACUAAAUUAAUUCAAUAGCAAUUAGUACUAAUUCCAUAGAAUUAAAAUAUUUUGAAUUGUUGCCGACACAACAAAAACUCAGCAAUUAGCGGCAUGUCGUAUUGUUUUCAUCCAAACAAUACAACGUGAAAUCGUUCACAACAGAAAUUUUGCUCAGUAUUGUACGAUUUUAUUUAUAUUUUUUUAGUUGGCAUUGAAAGUUUAACUGCCGCAUUCCUGUGAGUAAAUGAAGUGGUUGUUUCAAUUGAAUUCAAAGACUAAUUGUUCUGUUAUUAGCCGUUUUGCAUUGCAAAUUUUAUAUUGUGCAAGGAUUUUAUUGAGAAAGUGCUUUCUCCACAGAAUCUUCAAGGCUAUGAUCUCUUUCUUUUUCCCCUUUGCUUCUAUUAUUGACAAGAAGUGGUUUGUUUCAGUGUUCCUCAUACCACAACGGUACCUUUUGGGUAUCAUGGGUUUUCUAGCAGUCGUAAACGCUUACACUAUGAGAGUAACCCUUUCAGUUGCCAUAACAGAAAUGGUGGCUCCUAUUCCCCAUAACGAUAUGUACAAUGAUCAAACCUGCACCCUGGAACUGAGCAACAAUUCCAAAAACUCAAUCAUUAAUGACAAUCUCUAUCACUGGACGAGCAAACAACAGGGUUUGAUACUCAGUUCGUUUUACUGGGGUUACGUAAUUACGCACAUUCCUGGUGGGAUAAUUGCAGAGAAAUUUGGCGGGAAGUACUCCCUUGGACUUGGCAUUCUGUGCACUGCCAUUUUUACCUUUAUCACACCAUUUGUGAUCUAUGCCACUGAUGGCAAUUGGGUUUGGGUUGUUGUUGUCAGAGUCAUUGAGGGGCUUGGCGAAGGUACCACCUUCCCCGCUCUAACAACGUUGUUAGCAAACUGGGUACCUUUGAGCGAAAGAUCGAAAAUAGGCACGCUCGUGUACGCCGGCAGUCAAAUCGGCACCGUCGUUGGCAACUCGGUAAGCGGUGCCCUAAUCGCUUCCACGCAGGAUUGGGCCUCCGUGUUUUACGUGUUCGGAGCCUUGGGUAUUCUGUGGGUGAUAAUAUGGAUGAUGCUCUGUUAUUCCGAUCCGGAAUCGCACCCUUUUAUAACAGAAAAGGAGAAGAAGUACUUGAACGAAGAGAUCGCGAACGUUUCAAGUGAAAAGAAGCGAAUCCCAUGGAAAGCCCUCUUGACUUCCAUGCCACUUUGGGCCCUUGUUACCGCUCAAAUUGGGCACGAUUGGGGCUUUUUCACCAUGGUUACAGAUUUGCCAAAAUAUAUGAAAGACGUGCUACACUUUAAUGUUAAACAAAACGGCGUUUGGUCGUCUGUUCCUUAUAUUUUCAUGUGGAUUGUUUCGAUGAGUUCCGGGUGGCUUUGCGACUGGCUCAUCAAGAAAAAUAUUAUGAUGAUUACAACUGCCAGGAAAUUUUUCACAACAUUAGCAUCUAUGGGUCCGGCUCUGUUUAUCAUUUUAGCAUCUUACUCGGGUUGCGACAGGACUUUAGCGGUUACCAUGUUUACUUUAGCCAUGGGCUGCAUGGGUACCUUUUAUUGUGGUAUGAAAGUGAACGCAUUGGAUUUAUCUCCAAAUUAUGCUGGAGCUAUCAUGGCUGUGGUGAAUGGUAUCGGAGGACUAACUGGUAUAAUCGUGCCAUAUUUAGUCGGAGCACUCACAGAAAAUCACACACUUUUGGAAUGGAGGUUGGUAUUCUGGAUAGCAUUUGGUGUUUUCUUCGUAACGAAUCUGGCAUUCGUGUUGUUUGGAAGCGGGGAAGUGCAAACGUGGAAUAACAGCGAGAAGAAACCGGAUGUGGAAAAAAAUUCCAAAAUAGCCGAAGAAAAAUGUUGAUCUCUAUAUGAAAUUAGUUCUCGCAAUUUGAAAGACUGGGCCAGUAUGGCGAAGUGAUAAUAUUUCUCCAAUGUUACUUUAGUAAAGUGAUAUUAUGUAUUAUAGAUUAAUAUUGAAACAGAAUUCCACAACACUUUUUAUUAAACUCUAGUAUUUAUUGUUGUAAAAAAUAUGAUGAGUUCGCUGUUUAUUGAACUUUUGUUGUAGAUUAGAUGGAUUGUUUUAUAAUAAAACUGAUUAAAACGA